Mollisia scopiformis is the source of this 432-nucleotide messenger RNA. RefSeq lists its product as uncharacterized. Bases 1 to 432 code for a protein of 143 amino acids. The record is from RefSeq and is a predicted model, not a curated record. Lineage: Eukaryota; Fungi; Ascomycota; Leotiomycetes; Helotiales; Mollisiaceae. The transcript is spliced from 2 exons.
AUGCCUUCUCAAUGGGAUGCCAAGGCAGACCGUGAUCUCCUCCUAGCCAUCAUAGACGAAGGUGCUUUGAAGUCAGUCCUGUGGCCAAAGAUCGCGCAAAAGAUGAAAGACAGAGGUUACACAUUCUCCCACGAAGCAUGUCGCCAGCACUUCCAAAAAAUCCGCAAAGAAGCCAAGAGUCCCUCUAAGUCCGCGACAUCCACACCACGCAAACGUUCCACCAACGACACGCCCACCUCCUCUUUCAAAUCCAGCAGCCAAAAGACAAACACCACUACAAGCUCAAUCUUGGACGACGAAGACUUCGAGACUCCAACCAAGAAACGCAAGAAGAACGAACAUCCAAUCAAGGAGGAAGUCGAUUUCCAGCAAGCCUACAGAUUCAAGGCAGAGAACGAGGGAGAGAUCAUAGACAUUGAGAGAGAAGAGUGA